This is a messenger RNA of Symbiodinium necroappetens, 1437 nucleotides long. Lineage: Eukaryota; Dinophyceae; Suessiales; Symbiodiniaceae. The record is from the annotation of a GenBank genome assembly.
AUGGACAGCUGGCGCUGCACCGUGCGCUCCUGCACGCGGUCGAGGAGAACGCUCAUGGCAGGCGAGGACACCGACAUAGUGGUGGCUCUGCUAGUGAGCGGGAGCAUUAUGCCGUACUCGAAGUCUGACAUCUCGAUGGAAAGGGAUGCAGACUUGAAGCCGCAUUCUCUUGGACACAGGAAAUCAGCCAUAGAAUCACAACGUGAGCUCGUAUGUCUAGGCAUGUCAUCGCUUCCGGAGCAAGGAAGAUGCGCCCAUUCGACACCGUGUUCACAUGCUGUUUCUCUCAGCCGCCGAAGAACCUCGUGGCCAAAACGGCCGAAGUGGCAUUUCAGGGGCGUCGAUGUGCCUUCGUCACUGCGAAGGCAACAGGAAGCAUCAGGUCCGUGGCUUGUACUCCGGUGCAUCAUCAGUGAGGAAGAGCGUCUCAAUCUUCUUGAAUCUGCUGAGAAACAGAAAAGGCAGGGUCUCCUGCUGCCAAAUCCAGCAGGACCGCAUCGCUUUUUUCGGCGACUGGAUGCGACUGGUGGGGUGGACUCUUUCUUGGAGGAACUGACGGAGCGCCUGGAAGAUGCUGUGGCCGGACUACACGGAAGGCAGCUAGAUCCAACGCUUGGACGGGUGUGCUCCUACAUCGAACCUGGAGGUUUUAUCCACGAGCACCGUGAUCGGUACCAUGCCCAAACAGACGGCUUAGCGCACCUGCGCGCAAACAUUGUCGUGCAGAUGGAGCCGAAGUGCCGUGCUAGUGUCGACAGUUCGUGGGUGUUCUGGCAUCCGGGUCAGCAACGGAACCGAGGGCCAGGUAGCCGGUUUUCCUGGUUUGCAGCCAUGUCUUCGGAGAGAGGUGCAAUGGAGCAGCUCCAGGAUAUGCGUGGGCAGUUCUACAGGACAGCACCGCCAUGGGCCGUAGAUCAGCCAGCCGUGGAGUGGAUAUCAAUGACCAAACCGCCAUUCAGCAAUGCAGCAGGCUGUGGAUCCAUGGGUCCGUGGGCAGUGGCAGCAAAUGCUCGAAAGCUGUCGGCAACAGCGCGUGAGGGGGCGGCACCCGAGUUUUCACAAAGCCACGGGAACAUUGGAGGCUUGCGUGCUCCGGCUGCCCAAAAAGCUUUUCCAACGCGGCAGCUGGCACCCAGAGGAUCGCGUUGCUUGUGCAUAACCAGCUUCUCGCGGACCCCAGAGCUGACCAUUCCGCAGCGUGGCGAGUCGUCCGACGAAGGGCUUUCAGGAGGCGGAGGCUAUCGGAAGGGCAAGGCCCUGGCACCUGAUGGUCAGUUCCUGUCAACCAAAGGGAUGCAUGGAUCUUCUUCGCUUCCCGAGAACUACACUCCACGGAAGUUAUUUGCGGUCCUCAACCCAGAAUCGUGUACGGAUUCGGCUGGCCGCCCUCUCGGCCUCUCGCCCCUGCUUCGAGCUUGGCUGUGUUCCUUUCACUGA